Molecule: messenger RNA, 2135 nt
Organism: Solanum dulcamara
Lineage: Eukaryota; Viridiplantae; Streptophyta; Magnoliopsida; Solanales; Solanaceae
Product: riboflavin biosynthesis protein PYRR, chloroplastic
Exons: 9
Coding region: 214-2025 (603 amino acids)
Biological process (GO): riboflavin biosynthetic process
Molecular function (GO): diaminohydroxyphosphoribosylaminopyrimidine deaminase activity; NADP binding; 5-amino-6-(5-phosphoribosylamino)uracil reductase activity
Source: RefSeq, a predicted model, not a curated record
UUAAAAGUUUGAAAACAUCUUGAGUUUUAAAGUCAUUUAUAAUGUAAUUUCAUGGCUGAUUGACAGAGUUGGGUGAAGUCCAUGGAAGAGACUAGAUUUUUUAUAAUUAAGUGUCGGGUCAUGGCAUUACAAACACAACAAAUUACGGCCAAAUAUUCUUCUUCUUCACCGAACUAUUAAACAAAUUUAUCUUCAGAGUUGACCCCAAAAUCCAUGGCGCGUAUGCUAGGAGGAUUAGCUACACCCUUUCUCUGCAAACCAAUUUAUGCUUCUUCUUCUUCUUCUUCCAACCACAAUUACACAUCAAAUUCAGCUUUUGAUUCUCUCUACAUUAAACGGGCAGCCGAUUUAGCUGACAAAUCGGCCGGAUUUACCGCUCCUCAUCCUAACUUCGGCUGCGUUAUCGCUGUUCCAAAUGGUGGAGGUAAGGUGGUCGGAGAAGGUUACUUAUACGCCGAAGGAACAAUUCCGGCCGAGGUGCAGGCUGUUGAAGCCGCCGGCGAGCACUGUCGAGGUGCCACUGCUUAUCUUAAUAUGGAACCUGGAGACUGUCAUUGUGAUAGCGGUGCCGUUUCCGCCCUAAUCGAGGCAGGGAUUAGUAGAGUUGUUGUUGGGAUACGACAUCCACUGCAACACCUUCGUGGAAAUGCCAUUCACACAUUAAGGAGUGAAGGUCUUCAAGUUGAUGUGAUUGGGGAAGAUACACAGAAUAAGACUAUUGAGGAUGCUAUCAAAUCCUGCCUUUUUGUCAAUGCUCCUUUACUAUAUAGAGCUGCCUGUCAAGUACCGUUCUCUGUUCUCAAGUAUGCAAUGACACUUGAUGGGAAAAUUUCUACUAGUAGGGGUCAUGCGUCAUGGAUCAGUAGCAAAAAGUCAAGAACUCGAGUUUUUGAAAUGCGGGGUAGAAGUGAUGCUGUUAUUGUUGGAGGAAAUACUGUGCGCAGAGACAAUCCACGUUUGACGGUUAGACAUGGAGGUGACCAUCUGCCCCGGCGUAUUGUAUUAUCUCAAACUCUUGAUCUUCCAGAAGAAGCACAUCUUUGGAAUGUUUCUGAGGUCCCCACUUUAGUUGCUACACAAAGAGGUGCAAGGAGAAGUUUUCAGAGAUUGCUUGCAUCCAAAGGCGUUGAAGUGGUGGAAUUUGAUAUCUUAGAUCCUAGAGAUGUUAUGGAGUACUUAUAUGAUCGUGGAUACCUCUCCAUUUUGUGGGAGUGUGGAGGGACACUGGCUGCAUCUGCUAUUUCUUCUGGGGUCAUACACAAGGUACAUGCAUUUAUCGCUCCCAAAAUUAUAGGUGGGAAAAAUGCACCUUCUCCAGUUGGGGAACUUGGAAUGGUAGAGAUGACCCAGGCUCUGGAACUAAUUGAUGUUUCCUAUGAGCAGAUUGGACCUGACAUACUUGUUAGUGGGUUUCUGCAACCAGUUCCUGACCUGACACCUACUAUUCCAUCAGUACAAGAAACUUCAGCCAUUGAUCCUUCCAUUUCUCCUUACGAAUCAAGCAUCAUAUUCUUUUACAAAACAUGGGAUCCAUAUGGUUCCUUCUCAAACUUCUCCCUCCAUCCAAUUCAAAUGCCUGAUGAAAAUGAAGAACUUGUCACCUGGUCCACUGUUGAGCAUUAUUACCAGGCACAAAAGUUUGUUGGGGUAUCUGAUCCUGUCGCUAAAAGCUGUAUUGAAGAAUUAAAAUGUGCAAAGAGCCCCGAGGAAGCAGCAAGGAUUGGAAGGAGAAUACAGAGGCAGCAACCUAAUCUGGUAAGACCGGACUGGGAAUCUAUCAAGAUUGACGUCAUGUAUAAGGCCUUAAAAUGCAAGUUCACGACAUACCCCUAUUUAAACUCUUUGCUGCUCUCAACCGCGGGCUCUGUUCUUGUGGAGGGUUCACCACAUGAUCUAUUCUGGGGAGGAGGUCGAGACGGAGAAGGUCUUAACUAUCUUGGACGAUUGCUAAUGAAGUUGAGAUCUGAGCUCCUAGGUGACAGUCAAAAAUCUUUGCUUCCUCAAACAUCAGAAAAUAAGAAGUGAUGUUUCUCAUUUUUGUCCUAACAAUGUUAGGUUAAUGUUGUAAUCUACCAAGAAAACUACGCCUUGCAUGUGUAUAUCAAGUUUUAUAAUAACAUUUUUAUUUAAAAUUA